AAAACUUUUUGGAAAAUAGUGCCUUGUAGAAUUAGUAUAGUUAACGAAGUUUCGAGAACUCGCUUUAUAUCACUUCGCACACACCCUCUUUUAGGUGUAACCGCUUAAAAUGUAUAAAACAUGUUUAAUCUACUUUGUAGACUUUCGAGCGUAAUCGCAAUGAGCAAUCGCAUUUCCCAAAGAUCAGUGAAGAUCAACGGAAAUCAUUAAGUACUCGUAUAUUAUAAAUUGCUAAGUUCAAUAGGACAAGUAAACUCGCUGAUAAGUAUUUCCACUUUUUAUGCAAAUCUCCACCUAUAAGCAUAUUUAUGUAGCUAUCUGUGCAGCAAGCAAGUAUGGCUAAAGGCUUUCGCUUCUCAACUUUUGCAUUAAAAUUUCUAAAAAAGUUACUUAAUUCGUGGCGGAGAGAAUGUCAUUAAACUGCUUCAAUCAAUUACUGAGUGGCGUCAAAUUUCAACGAAAUCAAUUAAAAAGUACAACAACAACAACAAAUCAUGGCAAGAUCAAGUGACUCGCUGUUGCUGGAGUGUCCUGCGGUGCGCCACGCCAAUACACCUUGUGGUUUUGUUGUUGGAAAUUAUAUUCCCUUGUUGUUAUAAACAAUUAAAUUGAGUGUAAAAUUCUUUUAAAGACACCGUAUCGAAGAAAGCGUGUAGUUGGAUAAGAAUGGAUCAGCAAAAAACGCAUGUCCUUUGAGUGUGUUGAACAAGCCGACGGCAGCACUGGCGGCGUUGAUAAAAGCGAACGACUGACGAUGAUAGAAUCACUUGUUUCAGGCUAAAGGGCAAUAUGAGAAAAUUGCGAGGCCACUGAGUGGGAACCUGUUUCGAGCCAAUGUGACGGUGAAUAAAAUGGAUAAUCCAAGAAAAAAUGUUCCAACAAGCACUACUUGCAUGUGUUUAUAAGACACGAACAAAUAUUGAAAAACCAAACGAAAAAUAAAAUUAUCCUGCUGUUCUGCAAAACUUCCAUGUUUAUGUGUGUGUAUUAGUUUCGAAUGCUAAGUGUGAGAAAAAACGCCAACAACAGAAGAACCAUAAUAAUGAUUAUGUGGUCUUCAUUAUCAAGAAUCGUCGCUUUGGUUGAGAGCGAACUUGAAUUUAGUUGCUGAUCGUAAGGCAGAUCGGCGCUCGCUUUCAGACGUCAGAAGAAGGAGUAGCAAAAGUAAACAAUAUAAGCAACAACACUCUUAACGAUGGCAACAAAAAAACCAAAUCGAAGGUAAACGUGUUGCGUGGGAAACUUGGUCAGCACACACACACACACACAUAUGAGUACACACAAACAAAGAAACGUGUGGAGCAGUUGUGAAUCAGCAAAAUUCAGCGGUGAGACAAAAAAAAGCAAAUAUGCGAAAAACGAUGAGGACGCUACAUAUGCUUGUGUGUGUGUAUGCAAGUGCAUUGAUCAGCGCUUUAUGAAGAGCCGCUGCACUCGAGCGCAGAUCAUCAGCAUAAUAAAAGCAAGGCGAAUGAGAAAAGACAACAAACCACAGAACAAUUGCACUUUGCCAUCUUGUGGCUUUUGGCUUGAACAUCGGCUGCAGACGGUUGCAACGAGAUUACAAAAGCACUCUGGCUGUCCAUAAGUGAUCUUCCACGUGCAUACAUACAUAUUAUAUGCCUAGGUGUUUGGCUGAUCUGCCAUCGACUACAAGUAGCUUCACACAUCGCCUGACAGCGCACCCGUUCGCGUUUGCUCCAGCUUCGCUUGCAUUCCAGCCUCCCGACAUCCCGGCAGCUCGCUAUUUUUUCUCAUUUUUAUGUUGUCCGUCACGAUCGUGUGCCGAUCAUCAGCGAUCAAUGUUUCUUCUGGCAGCCAAAUAGAAAAACAAAUAGUAUACUGAUAUUUUCAAGGGAUUCUGUUAACUCGAACCUAAAUAAGCAGUUUCGUGCCCGCUCGCCACACCAAACUGGAGAAGGCCGACAUUCUGGAGAUGACGGUAAAGCACUUGCAAUCCGUUCAGCGACAACAGCUCAACAUGGCCAUUCAAACCGAUCCGACCGUGGUGCAUAAAUUCAAGACCGGCUUCAUAGAAUGCGCCGAGGAAGUCAAUCGAUAUAUUAACCAGUUGGACGGCGUUGAUGUUAUGGUUCGGCAGCGUCUCACUAAUCACCUCAACAGCUGCGCCAGUAACUUGGAACAACUUGGCUCGAUGAGCAACUUCAAUAAUGGCUAUCGCGGCCAACUAGGCAUGGGCAUCUCCGCCUCGAGCAGUUUGUUUGGUGCUGCUUUGGCCGCCAAUCCGUUAACAAUUGCUGCUGCCGGCGCGCCUGCCGCGCUCUUUCCGCCGAUGCCACAAGACUUAAACAACAACAACAGCAGUAAUGGUAGUUUCGGUAACAACCUCACCGCAGCAGCAUCGGCCAUGCCACCGGUGCAAAUGGGUGGCGUACAAUUGAUACCAUCGCGUUUGCCAUCCGGCGAAUUCGCACUCAUUAUGCCGACAACAGCGCAUGCGAAUAUUUUGAGUAACAACAACAAUGCCGCACCAUUUGCCAACUUUCCGCACGGCCGAAAUGCCACUACGGCAACAACUCCAGCGACGAGCGCAAUAGCAACAACAGGCACUGCAGGUGGCACGGGCAUACCCGCAACAGGCAUCCCUAUCAAUGACUUUGCGGCGAAUUACAAGCGUUUAAGCGCUUUCAGCAGACCGCCAGUCGCGCCAACGCAGCUGCAGGUGAAUGUGGCAGCCCCAGUCAAUGGCGCUCAGCUAAAUAGCAAUGCCGGCUACUUGGCUGGAAGCAUACUACAAACGCAGCAACAGCAACAACGUGCUGCACCCGCGCAUCAACUGCAUCAUCAAAGUUCUACAGCCACCAACAGCCCACCGCUCAGUCCCAUUUCAUCGGUGUCUAGCCAGGGCGAAGAUUCACUCAUGCACACCAGCUCCGACUUCACCGGCUCUCGACCAGCCACUCCACCGCUAGAUGUGACCGGCGACCAUCAGCAGGAGCACAGCUUCUCCGGUGUUUUUUCCACACCAACCAGCGCCGAGUCAUCCCUGCUAACCAGCUCCGCCGCAUCGCUAUCGUCAGCUCCCAGCAGCACUGCCAAAUUGUCACUGCAUUUGCAGCAGCAACAGGUGUCCUCCACCAGUGGCAGCGCCGGCAAUAGUUGCAACACUAGCACCAGCAGCGACAGUGGCGUCGAAUUGAACACCUCAAAGAAACGCUCGCUAGACGAUGAAGCGGACUCGAGCGAUGCAUGCGAGGCACCAGCCAGCAAAAAAAUUGCUUUGGACUUGAAUAAACGAAAUGAGACGUCAUCGGAGGCCGCUUUGGUUAAGCAAAAGCACAAAUUGCAGGAGCUGAAAGAAGAUGGCGAUAAUAUGUGGCGCCCCUGGUGAUGCGCUGAGCUGGUCGACUUUGUCUGGCGCAAAGUGCGAUUCAGAGAUGGCAAAGCUGCGGUGCUGUGUGUUUCAAUCGUCAAAGCUGUAAACUAUUCUUGAUGAAUAGCUGAUCAACUUAACGAAUUAUAGAUGAAUGUGGCGAUUUUUAUUGAGAUUUUUCAGUGCAACAACAACUAUUUUGUUUUCUGUUCACUCACGUGUCAAUGUUAAGUUUUAAGGUUUUUCUUUUUCUAUUUAAUAUUUGACGUUUGUUUUUGAAUCUUUUAUACAUGAAUUAGUGUUGAAAGUAGUUAUUGGAAAUGGAACACUGCAAACUCGCAUUUUAGUCUUUAAGCAGAAGCUUCUUUUAGCCAAUAGAAAGAAGCAGAUGUAAGCCUACUCACAUGUACAUAUAUACCAAUGCUUGCAUAAUCACUUUAACAUAAGCACUUUUUGUUUUUGUGUUGAAUUCAAUUAUGAAGAGACUAUUUAUGUUUUAAGUCUGAAUAUUCUCGUCUAAGGUUGUUCAAUUUUGCCAUACGACUCGUAUGUUUAUGUGUAUGUACAUAUAAUAUUGAUAGAUAUUUCAAUUUGAUGUUUUCAUUGACUUAGCAAGUAAUACCAAAAAAUAAAAAUAUUUUAAGUUUAAUUAAUUUUAAUUCGCUUGUUCUUUGUUUGCUCUGAGGAUCAAUACAAGGCGGCCAAUUUCACAUUAUUGAAAAGUAUAAGUAAAAUACAGUUAGAAAUUAAUGUCAGUGGACGUUGGCUGCCUCGUGAUUAAGUUGGGUUUUUUUAUUUUAUUUUAUUAAGCAUACUUUUAGGAUUUACAAGUGAUCAUAUUUUAAG
Bactrocera oleae (olive fruit fly) is the source of this 4180-nucleotide messenger RNA. RefSeq names its product deadpan (gene dpn). Lineage: Eukaryota; Metazoa; Arthropoda; Insecta; Diptera; Tephritidae. Gene Ontology annotation, biological process: regulation of transcription by RNA polymerase II; regulation of neurogenesis; anterior/posterior pattern specification. Gene Ontology annotation, molecular function: protein dimerization activity; DNA-binding transcription factor activity, RNA polymerase II-specific; RNA polymerase II cis-regulatory region sequence-specific DNA binding. The record is from RefSeq and is a predicted model, not a curated record. Gene Ontology annotation, cellular component: nucleus.